CCCAGGUGCACGCGGACCCGGAGGGGCAGUACCAGAACCACCUGGACCCCGAGGGGCCGUACCCGCCCUGCGCCGAGCCCGACCUGCCCUAUCCCGACCACGACGGUCAAUACCCGCCCCAUACGGACCGGGACCUGCCCUACCAGGGCCACCUAGAUCACGACGGGCAGUACGGGGGACGUAUGGACCACGACGAGCAGUACCCGGAGCAUCUGGACCGCGACGGACAAUACUCGGAGCAUCUGGACCGUGACGGGCAAUAUGGGGGGCGUACGGACCGGGACCGGCCCUACCCCACGCAUUUGGACCGCGAGGGGCCAUACGAGGCGUUGACAGACCGGGAGGGACCCUACAGCAGCCGCCCUGAGCACGAGCGGCCCUACCAGAGCCGUAAGGAGCGGGACCGACCCUACCAGGGCCGUACGGAGCGGGAUGGGCAAUACCAGCCCCAUAUGGACCGGGAGGCGCAGUACCAGACCCAUAUGGACCGGGAUGGGCAAUACCAGCCACGUACGGACCGGGAUGCGCCAUACCAGCCCCAUAUGGAGCGGGAGGUGCAGUAUCAACCUCGUGUGGACCGGGACGGGCAAUACCAGCCCCAUAUGGACCGGGACGGGCAAUACCAGCCCCAUAUGGACCGGGAGGCGCAGUACCAAACCCGUAUGGACCGGGAGGCGCAGUACCAUGGCUGCUUGGAGCGGGACCUCCAGUACCAGCCCCAUAUGGAGCGGGACGGGCACUACCAACCCCGUACGGACCGGGAGCUACCGUACGCCGGCCGUACGGACCGGGACAUCCCCUACGCGUCCCAUAUGGACCGGGACGGGCACUACCAGCCCCGUACGGAGCGGGACGUCCCCUACGCCCCCCAUAUGGACCGGGAGCUGCCCUACCGCGGCCGCGAGGGGCCCUACCAGCCCCGUACGGACCGGGAGGGGCCCUUCGCCCCCCCCUGCCCCCGGGAGCGCUGCGGCGGGGCCCCCCCCCGCGACUGGGAGCGGGACUGGGGGGGGGCCCUGAGCCGCAGCUCCAGUCCCGGGGGGGGCGGCCACAGCACCAGCGCCAGCACCAGCCCCGCCACCACGCUGCAGCGCAAGUCGGACCGGGACAGCUCGAGGACGGUGAGCGUGGACGGCGAGGCGCCGGGCAGCGAGGGCGGGGGGCCGCUUCCCGACAGCCCCGGGCGGCCCCCCCCGUACCGCGGCCUGCCCCAACCGGCCCCCCAAGGACCUGGGGGGGUCGGGGGGGGGCCCGGGGGGGGCUCCCCGGGUUUGGCCUGGUCCCGGCUGCCCCCCCAGCCCGCCAGCGUGGCCCUGCGCAAGCAGGAGGAGGAGGAGGAGAGCAAGAGGCCGAAGGCUCUGAGCGACAGCUACGAGCUCUCCACCGACCUGCAGGACAAGAAGGUGGAGAUGCUGGAGCGCAAGUACGGGGGCUACUUCCGCACGCGCCGCGCCGCCCGCACCAUCCAGGCCGCCUUCCGCCGCUACCGCAUGGCCCAGAAGUUCGAGCGGCUGCGCAGCGAGGGGGGGCGCGCGCGCCGCCUGGCCCUCCCCGGCCUCCGCCUCCAGUUCUCCUUCGAGGAGUACGACCGCGGCCCCCCCGCCCCCGGCCCCCCCGGGCCCCCCCCGCCCCCCCCGCCCUAUUUCCAAGGCAAACCCGCCUCGCUGGACGAGGGGGUGCUGGGGGGGCCGCGCCGGGCGCCCCGCUACGGGGGGUCUUGUAGGGCCGGCUUGGAUGGGGGGGGAGGCCCCCCUGAAGCAGGGGGGGGCGGGGGGGGUGGAGGAAGCCCCCCGCCCCGGCAGCUCUCGGCCUCCGCUGAUUUUGGCCCCGGGGGGGCGGACCUGGAGGAGGCGUUCGCGCAGCAGGUGAAGUCCUUGGCCGCCUCCAUCGACGAGGCUCUGGGGGGGGGCCGGGGGGGCCCCCCGGGGGCGCCAGCCCCCCCUGCGGCCGACAGCGCCGCCACUUCUGCCAGCGACGUCACCCUCUACCUGGACGAGGGGCUCCCUGGCUCCCCCCGCUCCCCUGAGCGCCCCCCCAGCCCCGAGCCCCCCCCAGAAAGCGGGGGGGGCCCCCCACUGCCCCCCGCCCCACCUCCGCCUCCCCCCUCCUCUAACCCCCCCGGGCCAUCUGAGCGCUGGGUGGGGGGGGGCCCUGAGGAACCCCCUCGCCGUGGCCCCCCCUGUUUAGAGUGCCGGGGCCGGGGUGGUGGUGGUGGGGGGCACGGGGGGGGGCACCCCCCUUUGCUGACCGUGGAGCCCCCCAGCGACAGCUCGGCCGACCUCAGCGACCGCUCCGACCGCGGCUCCAUCAACCGGGGGGGUCCCUACGAGCCUGAAGGCUCCGGGGGGGGCACCUUGCCCCGUGCCGGACCCCCCCACCGCUGCUUCCACCCCGAAGCCCCCACCGCUGCGCCCCCUGCCGCUCCCCCCCCGCCACCUCCCCCACCCCCCCCUGCCGCCGAGGAGGGUUCAGAGGGGGACAACGAGAGCUUGGGGAGCAGCUCCAACUCCAAUGAGACCCUCAACUGCUCCUCGGGUUCCUCAUCCCAUGACAGCUUGCGGCGGCCACCCCCGCCACCCCCCCCACCCCCCGCAGCCCCCCCACAACCCCCCGGUCCCACCGGCCCCCCCGGCAAAGCCACAUACCAGCGGGAGCCGCGGCAGAGCUGGGACUCGCCGGCACUCAACAACGACGUGGUGCAGCGGCGGCAGUACCGCAUCGGCCUCAACCUCUUCAACAAGAAGCCGGAGAAGGGGAUCCAGUACCUGAUCGAGAGGGGCUUCCUCUCAGACACCCCGGUGGGGGUGGCCCACUUCAUCCUGGAGAGGAAGGGGCUGAGCCGGCAGAUGAUCGGCGAGUUCCUCGGCAACCGCCAGAAGCAGUUCAACCGUGACGUCCUCGACUGUGUGGUGGACGAGAUGGACUUCUCCGGGAUGGAGCUGGACGAGGCGCUGCGCAAGUUCCAGUCCCACAUCCGGGUGCAGGGGGAGGCCCAGAAGGUCGAGCGCUUGAUCGAGGCCUUCAGCCAGCGCUACUGCGUGUGUAACGCGCCCCUGCUGCGCCAGUUCCGCAACCCGGACACCAUCUUCAUCCUGGCCUUCGCCAUCAUCCUCCUCAACACUGACAUGUACAGCCCCAGCGUCAAGGCCGAGCGCAAGAUGAAGCUGGAGGACUUCAUCAAGAACCUCCGAGGGGUGGACAACGGGGAGGACAUCCCCCGGGACAUGCUGGUGGGCAUCUACCAGCGCAUCCAGAGCCGGGAGCUGCGUACCAACGACGACCACGUCUCCCAGGUCCAGGCCGUUGAGCGCAUGAUCGUCGGCAAGAAGCCGGUGCUGUCCCUGCCCCACCGGCGCCUGGUGUGCUGCUGCCAGCUCUACGAGGUCCCCGACCCCAACCGGCCUCAGCGCCUGGGGCUGCACCAGCGUGAGGUCUUCCUCUUCAACGACCUGCUGGUGGUGACGAAGAUCUUCCAGAAGAAGAAGAUCCUGGUGACCUACAGCUUCCGCCAGAGCUUCCCCCUCGUUGAGAUGCACAUGCAGCUCUUCCAGAAUGCCUAUUACCAGUUUGGGAUCAAGCUGCUGUCGGCGGCGCCGGGCGGGGAGCGGAAGGUGCUGAUCGUCUUCAACGCGCCGAGCCCCCAGGACCGGCUGCGCUUCGCCAGCGACCUGCGCGAGUCCGUGGCGGAGGUGCAGGAGAUGGAGAAGUACCGCGUGGAGGCCGAGCUGGAGAAGCAGAAGGGGGUGUCGGGGGCGCGGGGCGGGGGACCCCCCCGCGAGGCGCUCAACGGGCUGAGCCGCAGCAGCCUGGAGGAAGCCUUCGGGCCGGGCGAGGGGCUCAAGCGCAGCGCCCUGAGCAGCUCCCUGCGGGACCUCUCCGACGGGGGCAAGCGGGGCCGGCGCAACAGCGUGGGGUCCCUGGACAGCACCAUCGAGGGCUCCAUCAUCAGCAGCCCGAGGCCGCAGGCCCGGGGCCCCCCGGGGGGGCCGGUUGGGGGGGGGGGGGGGCCCGGCCCCGGAGGGCUACAAGGCGCCCCCCCGGCCCGUCUCCAACUCCUCGUCCUUCCUGGGCUCCCUCUUCGGCAGCCGCCGGGGAAAAGGCCCCCCCGGCCCCCCCCCCCCCCUCAAGGCCCCGGCGGGGUGGGGGGCCCCGCUUCGGCCUCGGCCUCCUCAUCCUCGGCCUCGUCCUCCCACCACCACCACCACCACCACCACUGCCCGGUGUUCGAGCCGAGCUGGGCGGAGUUCAGCGACCCCCUGGGUUACAUCGCCAAGAUCCGGCCCAUCGCCGAGAAGAGCGGCAUCUGCAAGAUCCGGCCCCCCGCC
Molecule: messenger RNA, 4325 nt
Organism: Cygnus olor (mute swan)
Lineage: Eukaryota; Metazoa; Chordata; Aves; Anseriformes; Anatidae
Product: IQ motif and SEC7 domain-containing protein 1-like
Exons: 16
Biological process (GO): actin cytoskeleton organization; regulation of ARF protein signal transduction
Molecular function (GO): guanyl-nucleotide exchange factor activity; protein binding
Source: RefSeq, a predicted model, not a curated record